Aspergillus welwitschiae is the source of this 707-nucleotide messenger RNA. RefSeq names its product DNA replication protein PSF3 (gene psf3). The record is from RefSeq and is a predicted model, not a curated record. Gene Ontology annotation, cellular component: GINS complex. NCBI's taxonomy places the organism in Eukaryota, Fungi, Ascomycota, Eurotiomycetes, Eurotiales, Aspergillaceae. The transcript has 6 exons. Gene Ontology annotation, biological process: mitotic DNA replication initiation. Bases 61 to 597 code for a protein of 178 amino acids.
CAUCGAUAACUAGAAUUACUAUUGAUAUUCUAGUUAUACACAAAUAAAUUCUCUUCGAAAAUGUCGUACUAUGACAUUGAUGCUAUCUUGACGGAUUCCCAAAAACUACCGUGCACAUUUGAAUUGGACGUACCUGGUCUUGGUAUUUUGGAGGGGAAUCCGGGGGAAAAUAUCAAAGCUGGAACGCGCAUUGAUUUGCCGUUAUGGCUGGGUGAGAUGCUUUCUAUUGGUGCCCGACUGGGAACCUCUCGACUGGUCACGCUGGAUCUCCCCUCAGCACUCUCAGAACGAGUUAUGAAUGCCUUGAAAGCUGAUCCUCGGACGGUGGAUCUGCGGUCAUUGGCGCCGCAUUUUUAUAGUCUGAGCGAGAGGAUUCUGGAGCUGUUUGAGGAAGAGGAAUUGGUGGAGGUUUUGAGUAAUACGUUCAAGAAGCGCUCAGCAGUCAUUGCGGACCAUGCGCAUAAUCCGCAGGGUGCUUUAGGGCAGGGAGCGGAUUUCUUGCGAGGAUUGGAUGAGACAGAGAGGCAGCUUUUCCGGGUUGCGCAUGAUAGUGCUAAGGAGACGCGGGUCUGGGCUGGAGAGGCGAAAAAGAAAUGAUGGUAAUGGGUUACUGGUUUAGGUGGAGCGUAUGGAUUGUUGAAAGGUUGAGCUGUGCUCGCCGUUAUGAACAUAAACUUUAACAGAAGAAUAAUUAUGAAGUAUCAAAA